GCUCAGAUCAAACAUCAUGGCAGGAAACAAGUCCAAGUUAGGCGAUGAUUUCGUUGACACUUGUAUGUUCUGCUUGAUAGCAAACGACAAAGACGAAGAAACUACAGUCAUCAAGCAGAAUGAAGAACUGGUGUGUUUCAGAGAUGUUUGUCCUGCUGCUCCUCACCACUACUUGGUCAUCCCCAGACAGCAUAUUAUCAGCUGCCGCUCACUGAACAGGAGACACAUUAGCCUCGUUGAAAGGAUGGCUGAACUGGGAGAAGCUGUACUCCGUGACCAAGGGAUCGCUGAUAUGAAAGAUAUAAGGCUGGGGUUCCAUCAGCCUCCGUUCAUCUCAGUAGACCACCUGCACCUACAUGUGCUGGCCCCAAGCAGACAGAUCUCAACAAACUUUGAGUACAAAUUCCUUCCCGGGACUGACUCUUUUGUUACAGUUCAGUCCCUAAAGAAUCGUCUAGAGAAAAUCGCCCCCCCAGGAGUACAGAGUUAUUUUGGAAGUUGUUUUGGUCAGAAGCUCCCAAAAUCUAUUUGAAUUGACUCCUGAUAAGUUUGCAAAACAACAACAGCUUCAGUGUUGUGAAUCCUGGGAACUGUGGAGAUGUCAUUACCCAGAGUGCACUGAACAAAAUUCAAUCUGGUUGUGUUUUGUUUGUGCACUGAAUGUAUUCUAUGCAUUUUUUUUUUUAUUUUUAUGUACAAUUACAGUGCCUAAAAGGUAUUGACACACUUGGUGUUUUUCUUGACUUGAAAUUCAAAUGCUUUUGAAUUGGUAUUUUAUGUAAAAAAAAAAAAAAUUUUGAAUAAAGUAAUCUAAAUCAGUAAGAUGGAAUUUAAAAAAAAAAAGGAAAAAGAAAGCAUGGUAAAUGGAUAGUUUGU
Cololabis saira (Pacific saury) is the source of this 876-nucleotide messenger RNA. RefSeq names its product adenosine 5'-monophosphoramidase HINT3-like. The transcript has 5 exons. The coding region runs from base 17 to 532 and encodes 171 amino acids. The record is from RefSeq and is a predicted model, not a curated record. Gene Ontology annotation, molecular function: catalytic activity. NCBI's taxonomy places the organism in Eukaryota, Metazoa, Chordata, Actinopteri, Beloniformes, Belonidae.